ACCCUCCGACUCCACCACCCACAUCCUGCCAAAAAGUACCAGUGGAACCAUUUCUAACUUGAAUCUUUAAGCACACGAGAUUCAUCCAAGAGGGUAGCAAGCAGUGGUGGGAGUAUUUCAGUGAGGCCCUACUAUCGAUUUCGAUUUCGAUUUACAGAGAGACAAAGAGGAGGAGACAACAAUCUACCUUCUCUUAAUUCAAUCAUGCCAUCAGGUGCUAAGAAGCGAAAAGCUGCCAAGAAGAAGAAGGUUCAUCACUCAUCCACAACAACUCAAUCUCAUCAGGCAAUGGCAGGAGAGAAUGAUGGUGGGGAACUUAGCUCUCCAGCUUCACAAGAUCCAUGCAUAGAAGGAGAGGUGAUAGAGGUGAAGAAAGAAGGCAAUUCAUCUGAGACCACAUUUAAUAGCAUUGAGAAGAAUUCCAAUGUGGAAGAGGGUGGUAAUAUUGAGAUUGAAAUUGGGGUGAAAUCCAAGAACUCAAAUGGUAGUAGUAGCUCAAGUUCUAGCAGUGGUAGUUCAGAUGAUGAGGUUGAGAAGAAAGUAGUGGUUCUUGAAUCAGUUCCAGUUAUUGAAUCUAUGCCCGAAAAGAUAACUCAAAAAGUUGAAGAUUUGGAGAUUUCCCCCAUUGUUGAACCAGUUAUCAAGCCUGUUGAUUCGUCGUUAGAAGAGGUGUCACAAGAUUGUGAUGAACCAAAGAAUGAGGAGAAAAAAGAUUUAGUUGUGGAGGAACAAACGGUGGUUGUUAGUGAGAGCGAAUUAAAGGACGAUUGUUUGGUUUCUAGUGUAGUUGUUGAAUCGGUUUCGAAAGAAAAUGGGGUAGUGAAAUCGCCUUUGUUGGAUGAGAAAGCUUCUUCGGAAUCAAAGGAUUGUGUAGCAUCUUCUACAUCUGUAACAGACUCGAUUUCUGAAGUUAAUGGCGCAAAUCAUGCAAAUGAUACUGAUACAAUUGGACACUCUGAUAGACAGCCUCCGGUAGCAGCUUCGACUCCAUUAGCAGUGCAAAAAACGACAUCCUGGAAGAGUUGCUGUGGAAUAUUCGAGUUGUUUUCAGGAUCCGAGAGGUAAUAUCAGAAAUUGAUCAUAUCGAGCCAUGGAGUUUGCUAGUUGUCUAAUGAACCUUUGCCAAAUUGCAAAACAUGGGUCGUGCGUUGAUUUUUCUUUCGAGUUUCGCCCUUGAAGAAGAGACUUCAUGGUUGGAGUUGCUGCUUGUCGUAAUCUUUAGGUCGCUCGACGUUCUUGGUUUACUUUUUUCGUACUUUUUUUUUUCAUGAAAUACGGGAUAGUAUAUUCGUGUUUUUUAUUUUUGUGGGUGUGUGUUGUUAUGGAGGUGAUUUUGGUGUGAAAUAUUUUGUUGGUUGUUGGUUAUACGUUAUACAAAUUGAUGGUUUGGUC
Molecule: messenger RNA, 1392 nt
Organism: Cynara cardunculus var. scolymus (artichoke)
Lineage: Eukaryota; Viridiplantae; Streptophyta; Magnoliopsida; Asterales; Asteraceae
Exons: 4
Coding region: 205-1065 (286 amino acids)
Source: RefSeq, a predicted model, not a curated record